Molecule: messenger RNA, 1885 nt
Organism: Centropristis striata (black sea bass)
Lineage: Eukaryota; Metazoa; Chordata; Actinopteri; Perciformes; Serranidae
Product: four and a half LIM domains protein 1-like
Exons: 6
Coding region: 304-1143 (279 amino acids)
Biological process (GO): muscle organ development
Molecular function (GO): transmembrane transporter binding
Source: RefSeq, a predicted model, not a curated record
AAAAUUUUAAUCACAAAAAAUAACACCACGCAUUUUCUCAAAAAGCUUGCGAUUUGACUUUUAUUUUCAAGGUAAAUUUUGUUUAACUUCCUUUCGAACGUCGCAGUUUUAUUUUGAAGGUACAGCAUCCCGUUUCCAGUCUGCGCGUGGUAAUUUGUGUCUGACUUGACGUACUUAUAAAUGUAAGUACGAGGGUCUCGUUAGAAGUUCCGCUGCUUCCACAUAGGACCGAGAGCCGCGCUCACCCACGCCGCAGUCAUCACCUUGAGCACGUUGCAGCAGUGAGUCUCCCUCCGAGAGACGAUGGCAGAAAGCUCGCACUGUUUCUACUGCCGGGAGGACCUCGGGGGGAAGAGGUUCGUCCGCAACGAAGGCAGACCAGUGUGUGUCCGCUGCCACACCAAGUUCUGCGCUAACACCUGCGCAGAGUGCCAUCGACCCAUCCCUGUGGAGUCAAAGGAGCUCAGCCAUAAGGGCCGGUACUGGCAUGAGGAGUGUUUCCGCUGUGCUAAGUGUUACAAGCCUCUGGCCAAGGAGCCCUUCAGCACCAAGGACGACCGCAUCAUGUGUGGGAAAUGUUGCUCCAGGGAGGACGCUCCACGCUGCCACGGCUGCUAUAAAGCCAUACUGGCUGGAACAGAGAGUGUGGAGUACAAAGGGAACUCGUGGCACGAUGAAUGUUUCACCUGUUUCAACUGUAAACGACCAAUAGGAUCGCUGAGUUUCCUCUCCAAAGGAACUGAUGUUUACUGCAGCCCCUGCUAUGACAAGAAGUUCGCCAAACAUUGCGUCUGCUGCAAAAAGGCGAUAACCUCUGGAGGGGUGAACUACCAGGACCAACCCUGGCACAGCCAUUGUUUUGUGUGCAGCUCCUGUGCGAAGCCUCUGGCAGGGACCAGCUUCACCAACCACCAGGACCAGGUGUUCUGUGUCGACUGCUACAAGAGCUCCGUGGCAAAGAAAUGCAGCGGCUGCCAGAACCCCAUCACAGGUUUUGGUAAAGGAGUGAACGUGGUAAACUAUGAGGGCGGCUCCUGGCACGAAUACUGCUUCAACUGUAAAAAAUGCUCCCUCAGUCUGUCCAACAAGCGUUUCGUAACCAAGGGGAAAGACAUCCUCUGCGCAGACUGUGGCAACAAGUAGAGCUGGAGAGCUCCGUCAUGUCUAACAGUGCUUCAUAAAGUCAUUAUUGUUUGUUUGUUUGUUUUUUAUAUGAAAGGUCCCCAUUUAAAUAUUUGGCUUAUCACUAAAGUGAGUUUCAUGGAGAUUAUCCACAAAGUGUUUGAAUAUUUGUGUCCACUGUUGAUUGUUUGCUUUGAUGCUGCAUGCUAACGCUAAAACGUACACAGUGCUGAGUGAUGGUAGGGACUGUCUUUGUUCUUAAAGUCCUACAAAAAGAACUAGUUUAUUGCUAACAGUAGAUCAUUGAUACUCUAUGAAACGUUCACAUUUCCCUACACAACCGAUUCCUUUAAUGAGAUCCAUGCUUUCAUUCAUCACAGUAUGCUAACAUGUUAGCAUAAAGCUAGAGGGUACCAUGUGUUUUUAAAAUUGUAAUUGUAUUUUUUUUUUUUGCAUAAAAAUAGCUGCUUACGUUAAUGGCUUGAUUGUCAACUUGUUUUUUUAUUUGGUGUUUUUUUAAAAAGGUUAUAUUUUCCAAUGACCAAAAAACAUGUUUUUUAAUAAUCAAAUUAUAUCUAUAUUUUUAAUUGCUAAUUCAUUAUUUGCUAUGCUUAAUGUAUGUGUUGGUUCAAUAAACUUUGAUGCACUUUUCUUAACUAUUUUCCCUUUAAGCAAGGAGGAAAUUUUAACAUGAAAUUGGACUAUAUAUUCAAACUGUAUGGCCUGAUGUGUUGCUAUGAUGGAAUAAACUGAAUCAACAAAA